Messenger RNA from Rotaria sp. Silwood2, 630 nucleotides. The record is from the annotation of a GenBank genome assembly. Lineage: Eukaryota; Metazoa; Rotifera; Eurotatoria; Philodinida; Philodinidae.
AUGAAUGGCACUGAUAGACUCAUUAAAAUGAAAAUUGAUUACUCAUCUGUUGUCGGUCAAAAACUUAAAGAAUGUGAUGAACUAAUGAAAGAUGAAACUAAACUAAACGAAGUUCUCGAUCGAUUAUUACCACUUGAAAAACAAACCCGUACUGCAGCUGAUGCUAUUUCAACAGGACGUAUUCUUGUUGCUAUUGUAAAAUAUUGUUAUGUAGCAAAACAAUGGGAAUAUAUGAAUGAACAUAUUGUAACAUUUUCAAAACGUCGUAGCAAAUUAAAACAAGCUAUUACAAAAAUGAUGCAGGAAGCGUAUGAACUUGUUGAUAAAACACCCGAUUUAGAUACGAAACUUAAAUUAAUUGAAACACUUCGUACUGUUACAACAGACAAAGUAAGAAUGAUUAUUGAAGAAGGAAAAACUACAUCCUUAUUUUUAAUUAAUUAUUUGAAGUUUUUUGUUGAAAAUGAACUUGCACGAGAAACGAAAAAUUUGGCUGAUAUUUAUGAAAGUCAAGAUAAAAUAAAAGAAGCAGCAGAAAUUUUACAACAACUUCAAGUCGAAUCUUGUGGUACAAUAGAUCAUCGUGAAAAACUUGAAUUUUUACUUGAACAAAUGCGUUUGUUUAGCUAA